AUGCCGAGCUAUUUGGACUGCACGGCUGUCAGCCCGGAGUGCCCCGUCGCGGCCACCACCUACGGCUACUAUCCCAGUUUCGGCGGCAAUGUCUUCUUCACGGUCUUCUUUGGUGUGCUCGGUCUGUUUCAGAUCGGCCUGGGAUUCUACUUCCGAACAUGGACCUUCAUGGUUGCGUUGUGUAUCGCGACCAUCAUGGAAAUGGCAGGAUACAUUGGCCGCGUCCUGAUGUCCGAUAACCCGUGGAACCAAGGCGCCUUCAAGUUGCAGAUCGUGUGUCUGGUGCUGGCACCGACCUUUGUUGCGGCCGGCGUCUAUUUGACUCUCAAGCACAUUGUGUUGUAUCUCGGACCCGAACACUCGAGGCUGAAGCCUCGCCUGUUCACCUGGAUCUUCAUCAGCUGUGAUAUCGGAUCGCUGAUCCUGCAGGCCGCGGGCGGUGGUGUUGCGGCGGCUGCAGGGAAUACAAACCAGUUCCUGCUCAAGGUGGGCGACGAUAUCAUCAUCACCGGUAUUGCCUUCCAGGUGGCUACCAUGGCGAUUUGUGGAAUGCUGGGCUUGGAUUUUUUUAUCAAGGUCGCACGUCGUGGAAACGGACUCGCUGGCGAGAAGAAUCUGGAAGAUGCCACGCCGGCAAUCUCCCCCAUGAAGAUGAAGAUGAUCGUUGGUGCCGUGAUCCUCGCCUAUUUCACCGUCAUUACCCGGUGUAUCUAUCGUAUCCCCGAGAUGGCAGGCGGUUGGGGCAGCGCCUUGAUGCAAAAAGAGAACGAGUUUCUCGUCCUCGAUGGAAUGAUGAUUGCCUUGGCCUGUCUGACUUUCACUGUUUUCCAUCCGGGUCUUUGCCUACCUUCGAUGCGCACGGGAUACAAGAAUCGUAACUAG
Messenger RNA from Penicillium cinerascens, 882 nucleotides. RefSeq names its product RTA1 domain-containing protein. The transcript has 3 exons. NCBI's taxonomy places the organism in Eukaryota, Fungi, Ascomycota, Eurotiomycetes, Eurotiales, Aspergillaceae. The coding region runs from base 1 to 882 and encodes 293 amino acids. The record is from RefSeq and is a predicted model, not a curated record. Gene Ontology annotation, cellular component: plasma membrane; fungal-type vacuole.